CGUGCCGGGGAGGAAGGUAGGGGGGGCGUGGAUGGCAUUUUCCAGCAGCCAGGGUCGAGAUAUGGAGCGAAGGCAGGAGAGCAGGGCUGGCCCGCGGGCCUUGGCCGGGAACCCGCAGCUCUGUGAGGGAGCCGUCCCCCGGGUCGCCAAGCAGGAGCAGGAGAAGCUCUCCGGGGUUGUGAAGAGCGUCCACCGGAGCCUGCGGAAACAGUACCUGGAAGAUGGCAAUUUUGAUAAAGUUUGGAAUCAGCAUUGUAAAGAUGAAAGAAAACUUGGUGAAUAUGCAUGUGCAAUGAAAAGCUUGGCUGACAAUUACUGGACAAAGAAAUGUGAAGGACAAAGUCGCAUUGAAUGGUGCCUUGGUGUCUGCCGAGAUUAUUUUUUCAAUGGAGGAAAGAGGAAAAUUAUUGAAAAGGAUGCACGCAGAGCUGUGUUAAAUAGUACCUUCCCUCUAAACUACGAUGAAGUUCUGAUGUCCUUGAAUCAAAAUAAAGAGUUUCAUCACUCUGGAAAGAUGAGGUUGCUCGAUGUCGGAAGCUGCUACAAUCCAUUUCUCAAGUAUGAAGACAUCUUGGCAGUUGGGAUUGACAUUGUUCCUGCAGUUGAGACUGUGCACAGGUGUGACUUCCUGAAUCUACAGAUACGCCAGCCUCUUCAGCUUGCUCCUGAGGCCGUUGAUAUUUUCCUGAAGAACCUACGAAGUCCAAUUGAGAGCUUGCAUUCUGAGCUUUUUGAUGUAGUUGUUUUCUCCCUUCUCCUUUCUUAUUUUCCUUCACGUUACCAACGUUGGCUUUGCUGUAAAAAGGCCCACGAACUUCUUGCACUAAACGGUUUGCUGCUUAUCAUCACCCCUGAUUCCUCACAUCAGAAUCGUCAUGCUUUAAUGAUGAAAAGCUGGAAGAUCGCAAUCGAGUCUCUCGGCUUUAAACGCAUGAUUUACUCAAAAUUUGCUCACAUGCAUCUCAUGGCCUUUAGAAAAACAUCAUUGAAAACUACAUGUGAUUUGAUUACUAGGAAUUAUCCAGACAUGCUCUAUAUUCCUCAAGAUUUUAACUUUAUGAGUGAAAAAGGAUAUUCGCGUACCUCUUACGUCCGCUCAGAGCGUGAAAAUGAACAACUAGCGUGCACUUUUUCUGAGCUACCAGGUGGUCCUUUUGAGUCUGACUCACGUGCAGGUCAGACUAGCACAAAGUCUUUCUAUGAGUUCGAAGAACCUAUACUACUUAUGAACUAGAGUAGUGUAUGUACCGAACAGCCUUUUUGGAUGCGUUGCCAAAUUGUCAUUCUCCAACCCUAGACUUGAAACAAAGAUGUUUACAAACUAUUUUUCCAACACCUAUGUAUUAAAGGGGUGUUGUUUUUGGUUUUUCUCUUGUAUAAGAACAGGGCGGUUGCUACUUUGUAAAAUGUAUAGUUUCAUUUGUAUGACCAGGUACUACGAGCUGCGUGAUGCACAUCUUUCUUUUUUUUU
Pelobates fuscus (common spadefoot toad) is the source of this 1471-nucleotide messenger RNA. It is a transcript of the gene BMT2, whose product is annotated as base methyltransferase of 25S rRNA 2 homolog. The transcript has 5 exons. NCBI's taxonomy places the organism in Eukaryota, Metazoa, Chordata, Amphibia, Anura, Pelobatidae. The coding region runs from base 32 to 1234 and encodes 400 amino acids. Gene Ontology annotation, biological process: negative regulation of TORC1 signaling. The record is from RefSeq and is a predicted model, not a curated record.